AUGUUCUUCAAACAAAGCCAUCACCAUCGUCGUCGUCUUCUUCUUCUUCUUGUUCUUUCAGUUUCUGUGGCCUCUGGUUUCCAUGGAAACCAGCAAGCAAAAACCCAAGACAGGUUUCAGAAGCUAAAGUAUUUGAGAGGCCAAAAUGAUAAUAAUAUUUCAGGAAUUGAUAAGAGCCUUUUUGAAGCAGAAGAUAUUGAUUUUGAAGUUCAUGUUAAUAAAGAUCAAAAAGGGUUCAAGGAGAAAGAUAGAAUCCAGAAACUUCCAGGUCAACCUCCUGCUAGGUUUUCUCAGUAUGGAGGGUAUGUGACUGUGAAUGAAGAAGCAGGACGAGCCUUUUAUUAUUAUUUCACAGAAGCUUUUAGAAAUAAGCAGAAUUUGCCUCUCGUUCUCUGGCUUAAUGGAGGGCCUGGAUGUUCAUCUCUUGCUUAUGGAGCCAUGCAAGAACUUGGACCCUUCAGAGUCAACAGUGAUGGCAAAACCCUUUUCAAAAACAGAUAUUCAUGGAACCAUGCUGCAAAUGUAUUGUUCUUGGAGUCACCAGCUGGAGUGGGAUUUUCAUAUUCAAACAAAACAUCAGAUUAUGAAAACAAUGGCGACCAAAGAACAGCUUCAGAUAAUUAUAUCUUCUUGUUGAAUUGGUUGGAGAGGUUUCCUGAAUAUAAGAACAGAGAUUUCUACAUCACUGGAGAAAGCUAUGCUGGCCACUAUGUUCCUCAACUUGCUCAAACGAUUCUCCAACAUAACAUCAAAGCCAACAACACCAUCAUCAACCUUAAAGGAAUCAUGAUAGGGAACGCAGCGAUAAAUGAUGAGACAGAUGAUAAAGGAAUGUACGAUUUCCUAGGAAGUCAUGCGAUAAUGUCGGAUUCAACAGUUUCAACAAUUGACAAGUUCUGUGAUUUCUCUGCAAAUGCCCAAAAUCAACCUAAACAGUGCAAUGAAGCUUUGGAGGAAGUAGACAGAGAUUCUUACUAUAUUGAUAUCUACAACAUCUAUGCCCCUAUCUGCAACAACCCUAAUCUCACAGCCACUCCCAACCCCACUUCUAUUGUUUUGGACGCAUGUAAUGAAUAUUAUGUGAUAGCGUAUAUGAAUAAAGAAGAAGUUCAAGAGGCACUUCAUGCAAAUGUGACAAAGGUGAAGUACGAGUGGGCACCUUGCAGUGAUGUGAUUUCAGGUUGGCAUGAUAGCCCUUCUUCCACUCUUCCAAUCCUACGUCAACUCAUGGACCAUGGAAUUAGGGUUUGGAUUUUCAGUGGAGACACAGAUGGAAGAGUGCCAGUGACUUCAACACAAUACUCUCUCAACUCUAUGAAUAUGAAAGUCAACACUCCAUGGCAUCCUUGGUACUUCAAUGGACAGGUUGGAGGGUACACCCAAGUGUACAAGGGAGAUUUAACAUUUGCAACAGUGAGGAACGCAGGGCAUCAAGUGCCAAGCUACCAGGCAGCAAGAUCCCUUUCAUUGUUCAGACACUUCUUAGAUGGCACUCCUCUUCCUGAUACUACCAGAUAUUAA
This is a messenger RNA of Neltuma alba, 1521 nucleotides long. RefSeq names its product serine carboxypeptidase-like 40. The transcript has 7 exons. Gene Ontology annotation, cellular component: vacuole. The record is from RefSeq and is a predicted model, not a curated record. The coding region runs from base 1 to 1521 and encodes 506 amino acids. NCBI's taxonomy places the organism in Eukaryota, Viridiplantae, Streptophyta, Magnoliopsida, Fabales, Fabaceae. Gene Ontology annotation, biological process: proteolysis. Gene Ontology annotation, molecular function: serine-type carboxypeptidase activity.